This is a messenger RNA of Spodoptera frugiperda (fall armyworm), 557 nucleotides long. It is a transcript of the gene LSm3, whose product is annotated as U6 snRNA-associated Sm-like protein LSm3. NCBI's taxonomy places the organism in Eukaryota, Metazoa, Arthropoda, Insecta, Lepidoptera, Noctuidae. Gene Ontology annotation, cellular component: U4/U6 x U5 tri-snRNP complex; U6 snRNP; Lsm1-7-Pat1 complex. Gene Ontology annotation, molecular function: RNA binding. Gene Ontology annotation, biological process: mRNA splicing, via spliceosome; P-body assembly. Bases 197 to 505 code for a protein of 102 amino acids. The transcript has 3 exons. The record is from RefSeq and is a predicted model, not a curated record.
GUCUGGCAACCCUUGCCGACGCCGCAGUCGAGUCGACCAAUCAUAGUAUUAUGUCAAAUUAAAUACACAAAUAACCUCAAAAUCAGAAACGCCGCCUGAGUGUAUAAGUAUAAUAACAUACUAACUUGAGCGUUUAGAAAAUCUGAAAUAUAAUCAAUUUAUUUGACGUCGUUCAGAUUUCUAAACUACACUAAUCAUGGCUGAUGAUGGUGAAAAUGUAUCUGUAAUGACAGUAAAGGAGCCUCUGGACCUCAUCAGACUAAGCUUGGAUGAGAGGAUAUACGUUAAAAUGCGAAAUGAACGGGAGUUGAGAGGAAAAUUACAUGCCUAUGACCAACAUUUAAAUAUGGUACUGGGUGAUGCUGAAGAAACAAUAACAACUGUUGAAAUUGACGAGGAAACCUAUGAAGAAGUUUAUAGAACCACUAAGAGGAACAUUCCCAUGUUAUUUGUGAGAGGGGAUGGAGUCAUACUCGUGUCUCCCCCCGUAAGAGUUGGAGUGUAAUUUAAGAUUAAUAUAAGUUUAUUUAAAAUAAAAUCUACAUUUAAAAUGAAAA